Molecule: messenger RNA, 3162 nt
Organism: Humulus lupulus (European hop)
Lineage: Eukaryota; Viridiplantae; Streptophyta; Magnoliopsida; Rosales; Cannabaceae
Product: proteasome subunit beta type-1-like
Exons: 8
Coding region: 96-650 (184 amino acids)
Cellular component (GO): proteasome core complex
Source: RefSeq, a predicted model, not a curated record
UUGACCCUCUAGGUAGCUGCCUUCCUUUUCAUUUUCAUCUAUUUAUAACUUAUAUCAUAUUUCGUCAGAUUUAUCAACAUCAACAUAACAAACAAAUGAGCUGCCCUACUAUGGCCCAAUUGUUGUCAAACACUCUCUACUACAAACGUUUCUUUCCUUACUACUCAUUUAAUGUUUUAGGUGGUCUCGAUAAUGAAGGCAAGGGUUGUGUCUUCACAUACAUUGUUGUUGGUUCCUACGAGAAGGUUGGAUAUAGCUCUCAAGGUUCUGGUUCAACACUUAUCAUGCCUGUUUUGGAUAAGCGUCUAAAGGCUCCCAGACCUCUUCUAUUGCCUGCUCAGGAUGCUGUCACUCCACUUUCUGAAGCAGAAGCAAUUGAUUUGGUGAAAACAUCUUUUGUUGCUGCAACUGAGAGAGAGAUAUACACUGGAGAUAGGGAGGAUACCAAACAAUGGAAACCCAUGCGCAGAGCCUAUGGGGCAGUUUUGGACAUGGCAAAUCCACCAACAAGCAGCGGACCGAUCACCUUGAGAUUCCAAGCUACAACUAGUUUAGGGUACACUUAUUGGGUUCAAUCUACCAAUGCCAUACCCAAAGUCUGGAAGUCUGGGCCUGCUUAUGAGGCCACUGCUAAACUCAUCACUAAAUAAAUUUAAAUCCAUAUAUGGAUAUUACAUGUAUCUCUGAUAAUCUCUUAUAGUGUAUAGGGAAAAGGUAAGUUUCUUUGGUAUUUUUUUAAUUAAUAAAGUUGUCUGGGAUUAUUCUAAAAGUUUCAAAAUAUAUGGAUUAAGUUCAUUUUGUAUUUUUUUUUCUUAUUAGGUGUACCAUGUUUUUUUUUUGGCAUUUAAAUAUUGUAUAUUUUUUUGUGUGAUCUUUGUUUGUUAGCACGAUGAGAAGCAUUUGGGGAUAAUCUGAGUUUUUCUUCUCAAGUCAUAGUAUUUUUAUCCAAACAUUUCCUCGUUCCAUUUGGUAAGAACUUAUAUUUAUAUAAAUAUAUAUUAGUUUCCCGUCAUACAUACAUACAUCUAUAUAUUGCAUUUGUGUUAUUAUGCAAUUUGGUUAGUAAAUGAUUCUUAAAUGAAUUUAAUAUUUGAGAAAUUGACAAGAUUUCAUAAAGAUGUGCUAUUUCUCACAAUAUCCAGAGUUAGAAUGAUUUAUACUUUUUUUUGUGUUUUUUAUUUUUGUAUUCGGGUUUUUAAUUUAUUCUUGCUAGCUGAAAUGUAUAUAGGGAAUUCACUUUGGAUUGACGAUUGGAACAUGUAUUUUUCCUUUUUUUAUUUUUCUUCUAUUUUCAAUUAAAGAUAUCACUAUUUUAAUCUUCCAACCGCAAGUAAUUUUUUUCUUAAACUAUAUAUUGUCUCACUUUUUCAAAUUAUAAUUUUACUAUUAUUUUUUUCUAUUGCUCUUCAGCGUGCUGGAGCAGUAUUUCCGCAGAGAUCUGAGAGAGCUGCACCGGUCUUUACCCCUCCACAAACGCAACCAUUUUCUUCAUAUUCACAGAAUCUGCGCAGUUCUGACAUUCAUCAAGAUACAGCUAAGACGUCUGCAGAGUUUGAGUUUCCUACCUUGAGGUUCAUAUGGGGCGCACUCGAGGUAGAGAGAGAAAAUCUAUGUCAUGACUCAUGAUUGUCCAAUACAUAAUUUGGGGCAAAUUGAAAUAUAUAUAAAUAUAUAAUGCCACAUGUUGACUUUGGAUUAAAAGUACUUGGUGCAGAUGUUAUGUCCAUUCCUGGCCUAUAUGGGUUUUUCCAGCUUCAUGAUUGGGUUGCUUCUAGCUCCUCUGGAUCCACAAAGGAUUGCAUUCUACUUGGAGCUUGUGAAGCACAUGAGACUCUUCCACAAAGUGCUGAAUUUCCUGCAGAUGUGUUUACAUCUUGUCUCACAACACCUAUUAAGAUGGCUUUGAGAUGGGAUGCAUGGGACAUGGUUGCGGAGAUAUGCCUUUCUCAACUUCCGUCAUUGGUUGAAGAUCCUACUGCAGAGUUCCAGGUGCAUCUGUAGUGUUUUAUUAUUGGGUUUCUUCUUCUUGAUUGAGGAGUGUUAUUGUUUUGGUGUGGUAAUUAUGUUGUUAUGCAUUGCUAUUUUUGAAUUUUUCAUUUUGUUGGUAAUGAUGGCUUUGUAUUUAUACAGCAUAGAGGUCAGAUUGUCUCUAAGAUUACCCUAGCAAUUGUCUCUAUUGUUUGGUUAGCUGCUAGAGUUUGCUUUUUCAUUGCUUUGCCAAACCAUUCCUAGCUUUGGUUGAUUAACAUUUUUAAGUAAGAUUCAUUCUUUAGUUACCUUUCCUUUUCUUUUGUUCUGAAUUUUGAGUUUCAAACAAUUCUGUUCGAUUAAAAAACAUUGGAAAGCUAGAUGAUAAAAGCAUUUGUUUGCUUCGGUUUAUUGGCUUAAUCGCUUUAUCAUAAUUAGCUUUAGGUUUCUAAAUUCCAUUUGCUAUGAAAUAUAUUAUUGAUUCACUUUCUGACUUGGAACUGAUUCUUUCCUUUCUCAACUCAAUCCAAGUCUUUAUGACAGUCAUCAAAUAUAUUCCUCAGGUUAGAAAUGCCUCAUUUCUUUUUUCCCCUUAGAAAAAAUAUCAAUUGUUUUAAAUAUAAUCUUAUGUAACAUUAGUGAUGAAAUAAUUUAGCUAUCCAAAUGGUUUUCUUUUUCCUUUCUUAUUACUGUAUGAGUAGAGAAUUAGAGACAGUAAUACUAUGUUGUCAACAGUUUCUCUAUAUCCUUUGCCCCUAUAAGUUAUUUUGAUAGUUUCUUUCAGGAGACUGCUCAUGAGACAGUAAUACUAUGUUGUACUUUAUGCAUGCUUUAUGUUUUUGAAGUAAUGUGGUGCCAGCAUAAGAGUUUCUUAUUCCCAGAUUUUGUUUCUUAAUAUUUGAGUUGUUUAAAAUAUGGUUUGAGUUGCUCCUUUUUGGGCAAGUGUUUUUUCUCAUUAGUUUUUGUUUUAGUGUGUUUUUGUCUCAUCCCAUUACACUCAGUUUAGCUCUUCUUUCUCUGUCUUGGACUAGUUACAUUUGUUGAGUUAAUUUUUUAAGCAUAUACCUUACCUUUUAUUUCUCCAUCAAUUGGAGGAGAAAAGGAAACUUAAUUUUGAAGGCUUUGUGUUGGGCAGCUGUAGAAUAUUUUGUGCUGAAAGUAGCAACUUUUCAAUAUAUUGAAUAUUUAAGACUA